This is a messenger RNA of Sorex araneus (European shrew), 4760 nucleotides long. Its product is annotated as protocadherin beta-7-like. Gene Ontology annotation, molecular function: calcium ion binding. Gene Ontology annotation, biological process: homophilic cell-cell adhesion. Gene Ontology annotation, cellular component: plasma membrane. The record is from RefSeq and is a predicted model, not a curated record. NCBI's taxonomy places the organism in Eukaryota, Metazoa, Chordata, Mammalia, Eulipotyphla, Soricidae. The transcript has a single exon. Bases 128 to 2518 code for a protein of 796 amino acids.
GGAAAGUAGGAAUCCCUCAGACUCGCUAAAAGCACUGAUAUUCUAGGCUAAUUUCUAAGGAUUCGGUUAUUGCCAUUUGUGAGAACUGCCUGAGGACCAGUGUUUUGGAAAGCUGAUUAAAUGAAGAAUGGAAACUAAAGUGGAGCGUGCUGUGCAGAAAAGGCAAGUGCUAUUUCUUUGUGUUUUUCUGGGAGUGUCUUGGGCGAGUACAGAGCCGCUUCGGUACUUUGUGGCAGAGGAAACCGAGAGAGGCACCUUUUUAGCCAAUUUAGCAAAAGACCUGGGAUUGGGGGCUGGGGAACUGUCAGCCAGGGAAUCUAGAAUCUUUUCAGAUCAGAAAAUACUACUUUUACUAUUCAAUCCGCUUACUGGUGAUUUGAUUCUAAAUGAUAAAUUAGACCGAGAGGAGCUGUGUGGCCCCACGGAGCCCUGUGUGCUGCCUUUCCAGCUGCUACUAGAAAAACCCUUUCAAAUUUUCAGUGCUGAACUAUGGGUCAGAGACAUCAAUGAUCAUUCUCCAGUUUUUCUAGAAAAAGAGAUUUCCUUGGAGAUACUAGAAAGUACCACCCCAGGAUCAACCUUUCUCCUAGAAAGUGCACAGGAUUCAGAUGUUGGAAGCAACAACCUGAAAAACUACACGAUCAGCUCCAAUGCCUAUUUUCAUAUAAAUGUUCAUGAGAGUGGAGAGGGAACUAUCUAUCCUGAACUGGUACUGGAUAGAGCCCUGGACCGGGAAAAAGUUCCUGAGCUCAGUUUGACCCUUACUGCCAUAGAUGGUGGUUCUCCACCCAGAUCUGGGACCACCCAGGUACACAUACAGGUUGUGGAUGUAAAUGACAAUGCUCCUCAAUUUGAACACUCACUUUACAAGGUGCAGGUACCUGAGAAUAGCCCCAUUGGUUCCCUAGUUAUCACUGUAUUGGCUAGAGAUUUAGAUACUGGAAGUUAUGGAGAAGUAGUCUAUGCAAUUUUUUAUGCCACUGAAAGAAUUCUCAAAACAUUCCAAAUCAAUCCGACAUCAGGCAGCCUUUAUCUUAAAGAUGAAUUGGACUAUGAGACAAUGCAAACUUACACUUUAACUAUUCAGGCCAAAGACGGUGGAGGACUUUCUGGAAAAUGUACUGUGGUGGUUGAUGUAACAGAUAUAAAUGAUAACCCACCGGAACUACUAAUGUCUUCAAUUACAAGUCCGGUUGCAGAAAACUCUCCAGAGACCAUUGUAGCUGUCUUUAGGAUUAGAGACGGAGAUUCAGGAAACAAUGCAAAGAUGGAAUGCUCCAUUCAAGAUGACCUUCCCUUCGUUCUGAAGCAAUCUGUAAAGAAUUACUUCACACUGGAAACGGAGAGACCACUGGACAGAGAGAGCCAGGCAGAGUACAACAUCACCAUCACGGUGACAGACAUGGGCAGCCCCAGGCUGCAAACCCAGCACACCAUCACAGUGCUGGUGUCAGACGUGAACGACAACGCCCCCGCCUUCAGCCAGCCCUCCUACACCCUGCUGGUGGGCGAGAACAACAGCCCCGCCCUGCACAUUGGAAGCGUGAGCGCCACCGACCCCGACGAGGGCAGCAACGCCCAGGUCACCUACUCGCUGCUGCCGCCCCAAGACCCGCAGCUGCCGCUCGCCUCGCUGGUGUCCAUCAACGCCGACAACGGGCAGCUGUUCGCGCUGCGCUCGCUGGACUUCGAGGCCGUGCGCGCCUUCGAGUUCGGCGUGGGCGCGUGGGACCGCGGCUCGCCCGCGCUCGGCAGCCAGGCGCGCGUGCGCGUGCUGGUGCUGGACCGCAACGACAACGCGCCCUUCGUGCUGUACCCGCUGCAGAACGCGUCGGCGCCCUGCAGCGAGCUGGUGCCCAGGGCGGCAGAGGCGGGCUACCUGGUGACCAAGGUGGUGGCGGUGGACGGCGACUCGGGCCAGAACGCCUGGCUGUCGUUCCAGCUGCUCAAGGCCACGGAGCCCGGGCUCUUCAGCGUGUGGGCGCACAAUGGCGAGGUGCGCACCGCGCGGCCGCUCAGCGAGCGCGACGCGCCCAAGCACAGGCUGCUGGUGCUGGUCAAGGACAAUGGCGAGCCGCCGCUGUCGGCCAGCGUCACGCUGCACGUGCUGCUGGUGGACGGCUUCUCGCAGCCCUUCCUGCCGCUGCCCGACGCGCCUGCCGACGCGCCUGCGGACGACCGCCUCACCGUCUACCUGGUGGUGGCCUUGGCCUGCGUGUCGUCGCUCUUCCUCUUCUCCGUGCUGGCCUUCGUGGCUGUGCGCCUGUGCAGGCGGCCUGGCCCUCCCGCUGGGGGCCCCUACCCGCUGCCCGACGCGCACUUCCCGGGACACCUGCUGGACGUCAGUGGCACUGGGACCCUGUCGCACAGCUACCAGUAUGAGGUGUGUCUGGCUGGGGGCGCUGGCACCAAUGAGUUCAAGUUCCUCAAGCCCAUUCUGCCCAAUUUUAUGGGUGAAGGGCCUGCUGGGGACAUAGAGGAAAAUUCUAACUUUAGAAACCAAUUUGGGUUCAAUUAGUAAUCUGAUUUGAUAAGUAUUUUCUAAUGUAUAAACUUCCGAUCCCUUUCAUGAACAUAAUGAACUUAUUCUCGCAUGUCUUAUUGUUAUGUUGUUAUUUCAACCUGUGGAAGUGUUUUUCAUCUAGAAUAUGUGGGUGGGAUAAUCCCACUAGUCAGCUCAGAUUUUGCAUGUUUUUAGAGUAUAGAAAUGAUAUUUCAAGUUAUUGGCAGUGAGAGUCUUAGCAAGGCCAAAUGUUUUUUUUUUUGUGUUUGACAUUGAGUUUAUACAUCCAUAUCUUGUUAGGAUUAAAAGAAUUAUAAUUAUUCCUUCUAUGCCUGGAUCUUAACUAUAACUGGAAGUGAUGACUUUGUGUUUUGCUUUAGGUCCACACACACUAGCUCUGUGUCAGGAAUAAUUCUGGCAGAGCUUUGGGUUGAGGGGACCACAUAUGUGGUGUCCCGGGUUGAACCUAGUUGGCCAUGUAUAAGGCAGACACUUAAUCCCCUGUAUUUUCUCUCUGACCCCAGUGCAUAAAGCUUGCUACACUGUUAACUGUUGGAUUUUAUAGUGUUGUUUUGAAAAUACUGUUGCCUUUCUCAAAUGAGUCAUUGUUUUAUCUGGAUUUUUUUCUAAAUUGAAUCUUUUAGAUUAUAUAUUCAGACCACCUGUUAUUAUUUUUUGGUUUUGUUUCUUUGGGUGCUUGGGUUCCCAACUGGCAUCUGCUUGGAGGACCUCUUGGUGCUGGAGACUGAGCCUGGGCUCUUGAAUUCAAAACUUUGCUCCAGCUCUUUGAGUCAUCUUUCUUGCCUAGUUGUUGUUAUUAUUAUUAUUAUUAUUUUGCUUUCUGGGUCACACCUGGCACUGCACAGGGGUUACUCCUGACUUCACACUCAGGAAUUGCUCCUGGCGGUGCUUGGGGGACCGUAUGGGAUGCUGGGAAUAAAACUUGGGUUGGCCACAUGCAAGGCAAAAACCCUACACGCUGUGCAAUCAGUCCAGCCCCUAGCCUAGUUUUUUUAAAAGGCAAAUUCCCUUAAAAAAGAAUGGAAAAAUAUUGGUGGACUAUUAUUUUUUAAAAGUAUUGAUAACUCCCUGCAGUACUCAGUGACUCCACUUGGCAGUCAGAUUUGUUAUGCCUUUAGCAGCUGAGCCUAAACCCUGGCUCCUAUAACUUUGUCCAUGAUGAAUGGUUUGGCAUGUCAGUAACUAUUCCUGUUUUACUUCUAAAAAUAAUAUUGUCACACAAUUCAAUCAUUGAUAACAAAAAUUAAAGCCAAAUAACAUCAUUUCUCAUAGUCAAAAUUUUCAUUAAUAUUAUAAUUUUUUCUGCAUGUGUAUCUUAAUAUAAAUAAUUUUAUAAUUAACUUUUAGUAUUACAAUUAACAUUAUCGAAUUUUACUUGACUAUUGUAAAACAAAGCAAUUUGAAAUGAGAGUUUUAUAAAUAAUCUCUACAAAUUAAAUAAGAUUUUGAUGCAUUUUAAGUAUUAGCAUCACUUAACUGUGUUUCUCUCCUCAUCUUACUUUGUCACUGUCACUGUCACUUCAUUCCAUUGCUCAUCGAUUUGCUCGAUGUAACGUCUCCAUUGUGAGACUUGUUGUUACUGUUUUUGGCAUAUCAAAUACGCCAUGGGUAGCUUGCCAGGCUCUGCCAUGCGGGCAAGAUACUCUCGGUAGCUUGCCAGGCUCUCUGAGAGGGGCAGAGGAAUCAAACCCAGGUUGGCCGCAUACAAAGCAAAUGAUCUGCCGCUGUGCUAUCCCUCCAGCCCAUUAUGGGCUUACUUUAUGAUUUUUGUUAUAUAGAAUUAUCUUUCAAAUUAUUACAACAUUACAGUUAAUUUAUAAAAACAAUUCCCAUAAUUAUAUAGACAUUUUAUGUUUCUAAAUUUUAAUCUAAACUUAUACAAUUUCCAAAUUAACCAAGCCUGACUUCAGGUAAUAAUUUUUAAAGCUUUUAUUUUAUUUUUGCUUGCUAUUUACUUCAAUUUUUCUAAAAUCUUUUUUCUCAAAUAUCAAUUUUUUCUCAAAUAUCAGUUUUUUAAGACAUAAACUUGCAGAUUUCCUCUACUUCAUCCCUUAGUAUUUAAAUAAUUGAGUAAACGUUGUUUAUGCAUGAGUCAUCUUUACAUGGAGUGUCUUUUCUUUAGCUUCAAUAAUUGCCUGAUUUUCUCUUUACUUUCCUGUCUAUAUAUGUUUUAAAUUAUCAUGUACUUGCUAAAGAGAUUCUUUGUAUUAUUAUUAAACUUUAAAGAAAUUUCUCA